AUGUCCCGUGUUACGAUCGUUGGAUGCGGGAAAAUCAGAAUAAUGAAGACAACUGAAAAUGGAAACCUUGAAAUCUUAAAGCAGAACGAUCAUUCGAUAAGUCGCAAAGAAUCACCAAGAUUCAAUAUCGAAACGAGAAGAAUCAGCUUCAUGAUCAUUUGGAUGCCAUGGAUAAUCGAAUAUUGGUGGUCUUUUGGCGAUCGACUAUUGGAUAAUGGAUGGAAUCCAACAACCAUCGCUGACGGAAACCACGUUCUCUUUCAAUCUGAUUCAUCAUAUUGUUAG
Caenorhabditis remanei is the source of this 285-nucleotide messenger RNA. RefSeq lists its product as uncharacterized. Lineage: Eukaryota; Metazoa; Nematoda; Chromadorea; Rhabditida; Rhabditidae. The coding region runs from base 1 to 285 and encodes 94 amino acids. The record is from RefSeq and is a predicted model, not a curated record. The transcript is spliced from 3 exons.